AUGCUGGAUGACUUUGCAAACUUCUGGAAUUGGCGGAAAACCAUAAAUCUAGAAACUUCCCUCGUCAAGAAGCUGGUUAAAGCCAUUCCGGAAGCAGUCGUUAAUGCCCGUGCAUUUACAGCAUUUACGGACACACUACAGGACGACCACGUGAAGGAUCUGCUUAUCUGGCAGGACCAGGUUGUGCAAUGGGAACAGGGUCUGUCAAACUUCUGUCCGUAUGACAUGUGUGAAGAAACACUCACACUGGCCCAGGUGAAGAAGGAGCUUGCCGAGGAGGAGCAUCAACGAGAGGUGACUGGCAUGAAUACCUCAAUAUCAACGUUGAGUGGUCUAGUGAUUGACAGGUUGGAGAUCGAGGAACUUCAACAAUCUAUUGUGGCCUCUAUGACAUGCAAGAAAAAGCUCACCGAUUUCCAAGAAUGUUCCCGCAUUACACGACAAACGUCUCUCCUACAACGCAUACAAAAAUACCGAGAUUCUCUCCUGAUCCAUAUACCUGCUCUCCGACCUUUGAUUGAAGCUGAACCGCCUGAAUGCACAAGCCCAGAGACAAUGAACCUUUUCCUCCCUAGCUCCCUCAACGAACGAUCACAUACUCUCAUUCCAACUGAACUGAUACAAUUGGAAGAUCGUCUUCAUUUUGUGCAAGUGCAUGAAUCGCUCAGUCAGUUACAAGCUCAACUUCGCUCCCGUUCUGUUGUUUACAAGAACACAUCCCAUUUACAGCCUUCACAAGGCAAUGUAUACAAAAAUGAAUACGCUCCAGGACAAGAUUGA
This is a messenger RNA of Marasmius oreades (fairy-ring Marasmius), 780 nucleotides long. RefSeq lists its product as uncharacterized. The coding region runs from base 1 to 780 and encodes 259 amino acids. The transcript is spliced from 4 exons. Lineage: Eukaryota; Fungi; Basidiomycota; Agaricomycetes; Agaricales; Marasmiaceae. The record is from RefSeq and is a predicted model, not a curated record.